Stylophora pistillata is the source of this 2219-nucleotide messenger RNA. RefSeq names its product major facilitator superfamily domain-containing protein 6. Gene Ontology annotation, molecular function: transmembrane transporter activity. The record is from RefSeq and is a predicted model, not a curated record. Lineage: Eukaryota; Metazoa; Cnidaria; Anthozoa; Scleractinia; Pocilloporidae. Gene Ontology annotation, cellular component: membrane.
CUGUGGUUGAAAGUAUUAAGCAACAGCAUUACGGAGAGAAGACAAAUCGAAUACCCACGUGGCCAUAAUGGAAGAGGAUCCUCAAGAAAGAAAAGCCUCCGAGGAAACAAAAGGAAAAUCCAGCUUUCGCGAACGUUUUAAGAUGUUUGGAUGCACGCUUGAGAUAUUUUAUUACAAAGUUGUGUUCUUCGCUUCGUAUGGCGCUUUUGGUUGUCUAAUGACUUUCCUUCCGUUGUAUUUCAAGCAAUUGGGUUUGUCUGCUGCUCAAACAGGAAUUCUUAUCGGUGUGCGCCCUCUUUGUCAAGCCAUAGGGGCACCAUUUUGGGGAGUCCUUGCCGACAAAUACAAACGACGGAGAGCCAUUCUCCUUAUCGGAGCUACGGCUUGGCUGGCCAAGAAUAUGUUAAUUUUGGCCGUUCCUUCGAGUCACCGAGAUUGUGUUGCAAUCGCUGGAGGCACAUCCCAUCUCGUCGAGAGAGACAUUUCGGUGGAUUCUCGAGAAAAUUCCAUCGACUUAAAUAACACUUUGCCCACCGAUUUAACGCAUACAGGUACGCUAACACCAGCUGUUAGUUACAUAAUACAAGUAAACAAAGCAGAGCUGUGGAACUUGUUUUACAUACUUCUCGUUAUCGUGGUCGUUGGGGAGAUAUUCGGCUCAAUCCUUCACCCGCUUUUGGACGGCUGUACCGUGGACUACCUCGGCGACGAGAGAAAAUCCUACGGCCGCCUGCGAACAUGGGGUUCAGUAGGAAUGGUGGUAAGUAAUUUAAUCGUUGGCCUUGUAAUAAAUCACUACACCUACGAGUACUGUGGCGAAAUACAAAAACGUUACUCUAUCGCCUUCUACUUUUUCGUCGCUUUCAUGGUCCUUACAAUGAUUUUCCUCGUCUUGGUGGAAAUCGUCUAUUCCGAAGGACAAAAGGAGUUAUCCUUAACGGUGAUAAAAGAUUUAUUUGAUUCUCGUGAAAAAUUCUCAUUUUGGUUGGCAGCGAUUGCCCUUGGAAUAAGAGAUGGAUUUCAGGCGGAUUUCAAUUCGUGGUUCCUUGACGACCUCAAAGCGACUUCCUUCGAAGUUGGUUUAGCUGCAUCCUUGCACUUCGUCUUCAGCGCACUGUGCUUCUUCCUCGCAAACUACAUGCUGGAACGUUUUGGUUAUUUCAUGACAAUUGCCGGAGGAGUUGCUUCGUACAUAAUCUUGUUUAUCUGCUUUUCCUUUGCUCAAAGCCCAUGGGUCGCAAUUGUGUACUACGUUGCCAUUGGAGGAGUGUUUGCUGUGUUCUGGACUGCUUGUGUGGCUUAUAUUGGAUCCAUCGCCUCUCCUCUCGCAAUUGGAGCCGCUGCUCAAGGGAUCCUAAACGGACUCUUUGUUGGCGUUGGAAUUGGAGGGGGCACCAUCCUAGGUGGUUUGCUGGUGAGCUCAAUAGGAAUGCGUGCUGCAUAUAGGGUGUUUGCGUUUUUCCUUGCCCUGAUUUUACUGCUGUUUCUUGGUUUGCAAUGGUCAGGAAGACAAAAAAAUAGUGGAGAUCCAAUUUCAUCCUACCAACCUGUGCCUAAUCAGGCAGAUGAUCAGGAGGAAUAAAUGAGUUUUACUGCUUCCUGGUUUACUGUAGUCGAAGCGACCAGAAGAUACUUUUAAUGCAUAAUAGUUACAAGCGAGACUGAAACUAAAAUGGAUAAUCCUCCUUUAAGAAUGUGAUGAAGUUGCGCACAUUACUCUUCCUAAAUUGAGGGCCGCUACAACCUUCAGUUUCAAAAUAUUGUGUGCAUAUCGGCUAUAGAGGAAGAUAUAUAGCUCGAUACAAGUUCAUGUUGUUUCUUCGUAUUUUCAACGCAAAUGAAUAAGAACUGUUUAUCUUUUAAUCAGGAUAUUUUUUUUAGAGGUGAAUUUGCGUGCUUCAAUUUCAAGCCGUUUCCUUAGUGUCUAUACGGCCAACAGGGUUUUUAUAAUUUUGGUAUGUAUUUAACAUGUAAAAACGUAUUCUUAAAUAAAAACUGGAUUCUGACGAGUCUUCGCCCUGAAAUUGAGCUUUAAACUUCCCGCUUUGGCCACGUCCAUUGAAGGUGACCGUGAGUCGGGGCAAAAAAGAGAUUGGGUUCAGAAUGGGUCGUGACGUCAAAUCAGGAACGCGCCAAAUCCCGCCAGUGGUUCAUUUCACUGUUUUUUUCAGUAAGGUAAAGAGUUUUCGGCGACAUAAAUAUGCCCGAUAGAUGUGUUG